AUGGGCGCCGUCGUCUCGCUCGUCGGCGAUGGCCUCCUCGCCGCCUCCGACGUGGCCAAGGCCGUCGCCGCCCUCAUCGGCAAAUACAACGCGCUGCUCGCCCGCGCGUCCUCGGACCCGGGCCUGCCGGUCCCGCACCCGACGUCCCCGUACUGGCUCGUCGACCCGCCGUACCCGGCGCUGGCGGACGUGCAGAGCGAGACGCUGUCGCGCGAGGCCGACGUCGUCAUCAUCGGGAGCGGCAUCACCGCCGCGGCCGCGGCCAAGUCCCUGCUCGAGGUGUCGGCAUCCGCUUCCACUCUCACUCCCGCCACCGCUGCCGCCUCCUCCCCGCCGCACUCACCGCUGCGCGUCGUCGUCCUCGAGGCCCGCCAGCUGUGCAGCGGCGCGACGGGGCGCAAUGGCGGGCACAUCAAGUGUGCUCCCUACGAGGAGUUUGCGCGCCUCCGCGGCAGGUUGGGCGCGGAGCGGGCGCGUGACGUGGUGCGCUUCCAGAUGAGGCACUUGCCGGGUCUGCUCGAGGUGGGCAAGAGCUAUCCCAAGGCGGAGGUGAGGGAGGUCCAGACGGUGGACUUGUUUCUUCGGCAAGAAGAUUUUGACAAGGCUGCCGAGGAGGUCGACGCGCUCAAGGCGUGGAUGCCCGAGAUCGAGGUGCGCGUGCUCCACGGCGAGCAAGCGAAGGCGCAUAUUGGCGUCAACGACAUGGUCGUCGGGGCCCUGUCGUACAAAGCCGGCGCUCUCUGGCCCUUUCGCCUCGUCACCGGCGUCUGGAACGACCUGCUCGCCCACCAUCCCAGUCUGUCCAUAGAGACGCACACGCCCGCCGAGGCCGUGUCGCGGACAGGGUCCGAUCCGUCUCGUCCCUACGAGGUACAAACGCCCCGCGGCGUAGUGCAUGCCCGCCACGUCCUACACGCGACCAACGGCUUCGCGCCGCACCUCGUGCCCUCGUUGCGCGGCCGCCUCACUGGCGUGUUGGGACACAUGACGGCGCAGCGGCCCGGCGCGUCCUUUCCGCGCUGCGACGGGAACCGCUCCUGGUCCGUCAUCUCGAGCCCGGGGUUCGACUACGUCACGCAGCGGCCCGCGGACCCGGAGACGGGCGAGCCUGGCGACGUCAUGGCGGGGGGAGGGCUCUUUAACAGCCGCGAGCAAGGGCUCGACCAGCUCGGCGUGUGGGACGACAGCCGCGUCGACGCGCUCCCCGUGAUGCACGUCCGCGGCAGCAUGGCGACGGUGUUUGACCCGCGGUGGGGCGGCGGCGGCAGCACGGACAAGGUCUGGACGGGCGUGAUGGGCUUCACGGGUGACCUGAUGCCGCUCGUGGGCCGCCUGCCUGGUGGCGACGAGAAAACGAAGAGCGACUCGGGAGAGUGGGUCGCCGCUGGCUUCAACGGCGAGGGCAUGGUCUGGGCGUGGUUGUGCGGCACGGCCGUCGGUGUCAUGAUGCUGGGGAUGGAGGAGAAGGACUUGCAGCCCGGCGCGGGGCGGCCUGGCGGCAAGCUGGACGCUUGGUUUCCGCGCGACGUGGUCCGUGUCGAUUCCGCAAGGAUGAGGAGAGCGGACCUGAAGAACCUCGCGCGGGCGGCGGGCCUGUGA
Messenger RNA from Purpureocillium lilacinum, 1599 nucleotides. Lineage: Eukaryota; Fungi; Ascomycota; Sordariomycetes; Hypocreales; Ophiocordycipitaceae. The record is from RefSeq and is a predicted model, not a curated record.